CACCCCCAGUCCACCACCGCUGCCUCACCCCCAGUCCCCCACCGCUGCCUCACCCCCAGUCCACCACCGCUACUGUCAAGUUUUGAAAACAUUGGCCCAAUAUUACAUUGGGCGGGACGCUACGACUCCUACACAAUGUAGUGAACUUGUACAGUAAUUGUAAAUAACUUUCACCACGUGUAGCCCAGCCCACAUUGUCUUCCCCAGGUGACAAAACAUCAAACUUUUCAAUCAAAACAACAAACUUUGUGACAGUUUAUAACUUAACAUUUAAUUUUGGAAUUUUUGUUGUCACUGUGUUGGUGAAGAACACACAUGACAGUGUAACACAAUGUUUGUGAGUGGUGUAGUGAUCAUUAACUAAUAAUGAAAUCAAGGAAUAAACUAUCAUUGACCUUGAACAGUGCAAAAGAUAAAGUUUGUCAUGUGAGAAGUUUUGAAGAGACUACGUGUACUGUAUUAGUAACUUAGUCAUGGCUGGUCAAAACUUGGACAAGUUACUUGCUAAUAUUAAUUUUCACAAGUACUGGAACAGUAUAUUUGUGGUGGGCCAGAGAGAGGUGUGUCGGUGCUUCCUCUGGCUCUACCACCACCACCACGGCCCCAACCCUCCCUACGUCGGCCAGUGUCUGCGAGCGACACCCCGUGGAAUGAACAGAAUUGGGGCUAUAGAAAGAGCAGUCUUUGACAGAGGUGACAGCCCUACCAAAAUGGAUAUUCCCCUCCUGUACAGACUCCUCCAGCACAUCUGUAACCUUGCUGAAGACACACAACCAACAUCUAUAUGGAAUUGUCCCACUACACCAGAGGAGCAGCUCAGCCUGGAACACACGCUCUACAAGAUAAAGGAAAAGAGAAAUAAAUUAAGUCAUAAACCAAUGACUUAUGUGCACAUGACUGAAGAAGAUCUGGAGACUUAUCUGGAUGAAUUGUGUGACCUCUUGUGCCGGGUGAUACGAGAGGCAGGUUUACGCACUGGCCGGACGCUACGGCAGAUAAAUGAUACCACGGACAAAAUCAAGGAUGAUUGUUCUCAUAUAAGAACUAUGAGGCCGUCCUUUGGCAUCUCACCACAAAAGUUUACUGUGUUAGCCAAACAAGAAUUAGAGGAGCAGAGAAGAACCAUUAUAGACUUGGUUGGCACCUUUGUUAUGCCUGUAAUAAAACGCUCGGUUAACACAACAGGUAUGGCACAAGCAGAGGAUGUAUCUGCUGAUCAGUUGCUGAAGUGGCGGUGUGUGGAUGGGAAGGUGCCUAAGGUGAUCCUGAUGCGAGGCGACACAGGGGCAGGCAAAACCUACCUUUGUCAACAAGUCCAGAACUUUUGGCUGAGGAAUGACACCAGAAUUACAGAUCUUAAUGAAUAUGACUUAGUUCUGUUAAUUGUGUGUCGUGACGUGUUCACCCGAGACCUGGUGCGACUAUUGCAGGACGAACUGCUUCCUCGAACCAUGAGUCAUUGCGAAGGAACCGAGGUUAUGAACAUUCUUAAAUCUCUGAAGAUAUUAUGGAUUAUAGAGGGGUUUGAAGAAGCCUCUGCCGAUGGAAAAGAUCUUCUGAAGCGACUCUUCAGUAUUACAGAUUCAGAUCAUACUGUUCUGGUGUCAACUCGACCUGAACACACUGUGGAGUUAACCAGUAUUAUUCUACCGGAGGAAAGGAUUUGUGAAGUAACUCUCUAUGGCUUCAGUGAAGAUGGACGAGAUAUUGUUCUAAAAAGGCUAUUACAGCAAGACAUGAGUGACACAGCAGAUCAUGUUGAACAAUAUGAACAGUUCAAACAUGACUUCAAACACCUAAGGAGAGACAUCCAAGUUGAGCUAAAUAAUCCUCUGAAAUUCAUAUUGGCCGUGAAACUGUGGAAGGAAGGAAACCUGAACACCGAGGCCGGUGCACCGCUGUCCCACCUCUACCGUGCAAUACAAGAUGUGCAGUUGAAAAAUGUAGUGGAAAAACUAAGGAUGAAAUGCAGUCUAACAGAGGCGGAGACACGGGUUCGUGUUGAAACCUGGCUCGGCGCUAUGUACAGAGUGGCCUUUAAUAUGAUUCUUGAUAAAAAAUUUAUCAUAAUUGACAAAGAUAAUGAGAAAUUAUUGAUGGAUAAUUUUCAGUGUUUACUGCCUUCAUAUACAGACUGUUUCUCAACAUUUCUUAGUAGCAUGGUGGGUAAUUCAUCCUUAACAGAUACCUACUAUCAGUUUAUUCACAGCACACAACAGUGUUAUUUUGCCGCCCAACACAUCUGUUCUCUCAUGCUCCAACAAAACUAUGAUGAAAAAAAGUUUGCAGAAUUGCUGAAAGUUGACUUAACAAAAAAGGAACAAAUAGAUCGAUUUUAUGAAGUGUUAUUAUAUACGGCAAGUUUGGUUACACGGGAACAGUUAGACCGUGAUGCAACAGAAACACUCACAAAAUUUCUAAGUCAAUGUCAAAACUGUAACUGGUUUGAUGUGAUCCACUAUACUGGAUAUUCUGACACCUUCAUCAAAGAAGUGUGUAAAUAUAUACCAGAUAAUUGGGGGGUAACUGACACAACUGUUAAGGCAGCCAAUAUUUUAAUGCAGCAAACUGUGCCAUCUAUAAUUAUUAUCACCCUUGAAGAGGACCCUGACAAUAUUGUCAGUUUGAAGUGCUUCUUACAACAAAUUGCUCAACAUUCUAUUUGGGUUAACAUAAUGUUCAAUUAUUACAACCUCCUCACUCCACCCCAUAAAACAUGUGAUGAGUACAUAAAGAUACUGUGUGGUCCAUCAGCACAGUGUAAUAUAUAUGAACUAACAGGUAUGCUUAGUGCUGAUGGAUGCAACUUCAUAUCUCAAAUGUCAAAUUUAAAAACAUUAACAUUAUCAGUCCAAAAUCAGAAGACUUUAGAAGCUCUCUUACUUCCUAUUUACUCAAAUUAUGCCGUGGAAGAAUUAAUCCUUUUUAUGGAUACCAGAGACUUUGAAGGACGGCUGAGCAUUUCACUAGUUAGGUAUGUAAUACUGGAUCUAUAUCUGCCGUACGUGUGUGAUAGUGACGUAGAGGCUUCUGUAAAAUUACUCCCGCGCUUGACCCACAAAUACAGAAAAAUUGGCUUGUCUGGUCUUUCAGCUGAUGGGGCUCUACAAUUUGUCCAAGGUCUUAAAUCAAGAGGUGUGAGUGCAGAACAACUUCUUAGAAGUAUAAAGUUUAUUCAUGACGGUAUGCCACAACAGGUACUUUGGCUCCCUUAUGGUCCAAUUCCUGUACGUGUUUCAGAGAUGCAGUUCAUUGAUAUGUGGUGUAACCCAAAGGUGGAACUUACAAUAAAUGUAGAUAUUACACCAAAUGAAACACCAUAGAUUAUGAUGAAGUUAAUUGUGAUUUAACAAAAUGUAUUGCAGUGAUUAUUGUAUAGAGUUGUUGUCCUAAUAUAUACAGUGAUCACUCGGUUAACGAAUUCCUUACGAAUUCUUCUCAACAUGUUUUCGCUUGCUCACCAGCUGGAAUAUUAGUCCACCAAUACAGUAAUCGGUUCUAGGGCUUAAACCCGUUCCCAUUUGAGUA
Homarus americanus (American lobster) is the source of this 3528-nucleotide messenger RNA. RefSeq lists its product as uncharacterized. Bases 474 to 3323 code for a protein of 949 amino acids. The record is from RefSeq and is a predicted model, not a curated record. The transcript has 2 exons. Lineage: Eukaryota; Metazoa; Arthropoda; Malacostraca; Decapoda; Nephropidae.